GGUUAUGAGCCGUCUGAAGCCGCGUCGGUGCGUCGCUGUCCAGGGUCCUGAGUGAGACAGAGCCCGAGGGCGACCACGGAGCCUGACACUACCCGUGAGUUGAAAAGGUCAGGAGCCAUGGAGUUAAGAGUGGGAAACAAGUACCGCCUCGGGAGGAAGAUAGGGAGCGGAUCCUUUGGAGACAUUUACCUCGGCUCUAACAUCGCUACAGGAGAGGAAGUGGCCAUCAAGCUGGAGUGUGUGAAAACCAAACAUCCACAGCUCCACAUUGAGAGCAAAUUCUACAAGAUGAUGCAGGGCGGAGUGGGAAUCCCAUCUAUUAAAUGGUGCGGAGCAGAAGGCGACUACAACGUUAUGGUGAUGGAGCUGCUGGGCCCCAGUCUGGAGGACCUGUUCAACUUCUGCUCCCGCAAGUUCAGUCUGAAAACAGUCCUGCUGCUGGCCGACCAGAUGAUCAGUCGGGUUGAAUACAUCCACCUGAAGAACUUCAUCCACCGAGACGUGAAGCCUGACAACUUCCUGAUGGGGCUCGGCAAGAAAGGCAACCUGGUUUACAUCAUCGACUUCGGCCUAGCCAAGAAAUACCGCGACGCCCGAACGCACCAGCACAUCCCCUACCGCGAGAAUAAGAACCUCACCGGCACCGCCCGCUACGCCUCCAUCAACACCCACCUGGGCAUCGAGCAGUCGAGGCGAGACGACCUAGAGUCUCUGGGCUACGUUCUCAUGUACUUCAACCUGGGCUCUCUGCCCUGGCAGGGGCUCAAGGCCGCCACCAAGAGGCAGAAGUAUGAACGUAUCAGCGAAAAGAAAAUGUCCACUCCCAUUGAGGUGCUCUGCAAAGGAUACCCCUCUGUAUUCUCCACCUAUCUGAACCUGUGUCGCUCCCUGCGCUUCGACGACAAGCCAGACUACUCGUAUCUGAGGCAGCUCUUCAGGAACCUUUUCCACAGGCAGGGCUUCUCCUACGACUACGUCUUUGACUGGAGCAUGCUGAAGUUUGGAGCCAGCAGGACGGCGGAGGACGGAGAGAGGGACCGUAGGGAGGGAAAAGACGGAGAGGAGAGAGCAGGAGGAGGCCAAAGAGGAGCCGGGGGUCGAGCUUUGCCGUCUGGGCCGAACCCUUCAGCAGCCAACAGAGUCAGGAACGAGGCAGACGCAGCUCCUUCUAACCCGGUCACACGUGUGGUCCAGCAGUCAGGUAACCGCUCUCCUCAGGCGGGCAGAGCAGAACGAGCCGAGAGGGAGAGGAAGGUGGCCAUGAGGCUUCAUCGCGGGGCCCCGGCCAACGUGUCCUCUUCUGACCUCACAGCACGCGACCAAGCACGCAUCAAUGCAUCACAGGUCAGUGUGCCAUUUGAACAUCUGGCAAAGUGAGUUCUUCUUGGCUGGCCUGCAGGUCAGUGGCAGCAGCUGCAGGGUAUCAAAUACCCUUUACUUUUCAAAAGGUGAAUGAAAGCAUGAAUGAGUGGAGGAGGAGAAGGAGAUGAAGAAGAAGAAGAAGAAGAGGAAGCAAGAGGAGGAGGAGAAGGAGGCGUUGUAGGCCCUUAAAAGGGGGGUGCCGAGGGCGUCCGCGUGUCUGUCGG
Scomber japonicus (chub mackerel) is the source of this 1586-nucleotide messenger RNA. It is a transcript of the gene csnk1e, whose product is annotated as casein kinase 1, epsilon. Lineage: Eukaryota; Metazoa; Chordata; Actinopteri; Scombriformes; Scombridae. The coding region runs from base 118 to 1377 and encodes 419 amino acids. The record is from RefSeq and is a predicted model, not a curated record. Gene Ontology annotation, biological process: endocytosis; peptidyl-serine phosphorylation; signal transduction. Gene Ontology annotation, molecular function: ATP binding; protein serine/threonine kinase activity. The transcript is spliced from 11 exons. Gene Ontology annotation, cellular component: nucleus; cytoplasm.